Mycena citricolor is the source of this 339-nucleotide messenger RNA. The record is from the annotation of a GenBank genome assembly. NCBI's taxonomy places the organism in Eukaryota, Fungi, Basidiomycota, Agaricomycetes, Agaricales, Mycenaceae.
GUCAAGACUGUUCUGACAGGCAGGGCCACCAUAACCAAGACAUUCCGACGCCGACAGUAUCCGAUCACAGGCGCAUACACAUUCACAGACUACUGCUCUCAAGGCCAGACAAUAAAGCGCGUCAUUGUUGACAUAGCCACACCUCCAUCAGGCGGGCUAAGCUUGUUCAACCUGUAUGUGGCAUUAUCAAGAAUUUCGGCUCUUCUGGCUGAAGACGAUAACCUGGAGAAAUUGAACGAGGCAACACGCCAAUGGUGGACGUGGAUGUCAAGAACAGAGUCGGAAGUAAAUGCAACUGAGGAGGAAAACUCAAUGCAAAUAGAAAGCGUGCCAUUGUAA